AUGGCAUCAACAUCAAAUAAACAACCACUUACAGAAGAACAAAUUGUUAAUAUAUAUAAAAGUUUAAAAGAGAAUCAACAAUUAAUUAUGAAUAAACUCUCAGAAUUAGAAACAGAUGCUAGUGAACAUACUUUAGUUAUAAAUGCAGUUCAAGGUUUAGAGCCAGGUAGAAAAUGUUUUAGAAUGAUUGGUGGAGUUUUAACAGAAAGAACAGUUGGUGAUGUUUUACCACAAAUUAAACAAAAUAGAGAUGGUAUUAAAGAAGCUAUUAAGAAUUUAGAUAGACAACUUCAAGAAAAAACCAAAGAAUUAAACGAUUUUAUUGCAUUAUAUAAAAUUAAAGUUACACAAAAAUAA
This is a messenger RNA of Dictyostelium purpureum, 357 nucleotides long. RefSeq lists its product as uncharacterized. The transcript has 3 exons. Gene Ontology annotation, biological process: protein folding. The record is from RefSeq and is a predicted model, not a curated record. Gene Ontology annotation, molecular function: protein folding chaperone. Gene Ontology annotation, cellular component: cytoplasm; prefoldin complex. NCBI's taxonomy places the organism in Eukaryota, Evosea, Eumycetozoa, Dictyosteliales, Dictyosteliaceae. The coding region runs from base 1 to 357 and encodes 118 amino acids.